Messenger RNA from Seminavis robusta, 1003 nucleotides. NCBI's taxonomy places the organism in Eukaryota, Bacillariophyta, Bacillariophyceae, Naviculales, Naviculaceae. The record is from the annotation of a GenBank genome assembly.
CUGGUUGACAUAGCUUGUGAGGCCAACUUCAACUUGGCAAACUGCGAUCCAUCCAGAACUCGUUUGGCACUCUCCGCCAGCCUGUAGGUUUCCUCUGGAGCUCACAAAACAAAAACACAAAACAAAACGUAAAGCACAAUAAUAACAGCAAGCUACACAACAGAACAAGCAACGAGGAACGAACAGCCAUGAAGAUCUCUUCAUUGAUCACCGUUGCAAUCGUCAUCACGUUUUCGGCUACUGCCGAUCAUGUAUCCGCUUCGGAGCCUUUGAAAAAGGGACUACGCGGAGAGCAAAAGCCGAACUCUGUGGCACGGCGAGCUAAGAAAACAUGUGCCUACGAUCCUGUCAGAAACCCUGUACCAGGUCCUUGCCCACCUAAUUCAGCUGCCGUCUUCAACUCUCGUUCUUGUGCUUGGGAAUGCAAGUCACUUCCUGCUACGAAUCCUCCGGCUGUGCAGUUGCCUGAAACUGGUGGAGGAAGCAACGGCAUCCAAGAACGAAGCAGCAACGAAGAAGACAACACCAAAGAAUAUGGAAGUGGCACAAGAUCCGUAGCAGUUUCGGUCACCUACAAUGAAGAUGCACAGAAUGUGGCAUGGUCCUUGACCGACACUAGGACAGGAUACCCGGUUCUUUGGUCUGACUAUGGCGAAGUUUCGGAGGCGGGUGUGGUCACAAAGAUUGCACCUGGAGUUGUGACAGGGCCUUACCAGCUUGCAGUGCACAACAUCUUUGGAAGCGGCACUGGUGGGGUGGAAGUGAUCGAUAUGACUGAGUAUGAGGUUGAUCAAGCGACUCAAGAGAUCCUUCAUGGUGGAAACAUGCUCUUUCAACACGGUGGACGCUUUGGGGCCAUGCUUUUGGAGGACAUUGAUAUCUUCUAGCUAGUCUCCCCUUUGCUGUUGCUCGGCGUGGUGGCAAUGGAGGACAAUGCAUUGUGGUACCCGUACCGACUCCAGCUUUUAGAAAAGACAUAAUAGAGUGAAAAGCUAUAGAUGGG